Messenger RNA from Lactuca virosa, 705 nucleotides. The record is from the annotation of a GenBank genome assembly. NCBI's taxonomy places the organism in Eukaryota, Viridiplantae, Streptophyta, Magnoliopsida, Asterales, Asteraceae.
AUGCAAUUUGGAAACUGUGGAUCACUUGAGCAACAUGGAUUUGCAAGAAACAAAAUCUGGGUUGUUGAUGAAGAUCCUCCACCUCUUCCCACAAAUGAUUCAAAUGGGAAAUCGUUUGUUGAUUUGCUACUAAAACCAUCUGAAGAAGAUCUCAAAUCUUGGCCUCACAGCUUUGAACUUCGGCUUAGAGUGUGCCUUGGAAUGGAUGGGAAUCUGAGCUUGAUAUCGCGUGUGAGGAACAUGAAUGGGAAACCAUUUAGUUUCUCAUUUGCUUAUCACUCAUAUCUAUCUGUUUCCGACAUAAGUGAAGUGAGGGUAGAAGGCUUAGAAACAAUGGAUUACUUUGACAACCUUUGUGAAAGAGAACGGUUUACUGAACAAGGAGAUGCCAUUACCUUUGAAUCCGAGUUUGAACGGGUGUAUCUGAGUUCUCCAAAUUGCAUUGCUGUACUUGAUCAUGAAAGGAAGCGGACAUAUGUGCUAAGAAAAGAAGGCCUUCCAGAUGUUGUGGUGUGGAAUCCAUGGGAGAAAAAAUCAAAAGCAAUGGCAGAUUUGGGAGAUGAAGAUUACAGACAGAUGGUUUGUGUUGAUGGAGCAGUAAUUGAGAAACCAAUUACUUUGAAAGCAGGAGAAGAAUGGAUGGGUCGUUUGGAGAUUCUUGUUGUUCCUUCAACUUUUUGCAGCGACUUUUCUAAUUUUCAUUAA